Benincasa hispida (wax gourd) is the source of this 498-nucleotide messenger RNA. NCBI's taxonomy places the organism in Eukaryota, Viridiplantae, Streptophyta, Magnoliopsida, Cucurbitales, Cucurbitaceae. The record is from RefSeq and is a predicted model, not a curated record.
AUGUAUGUUUUGGCAAGCCUUUUUGAAGUCUUGGCUAAGAUGCAUGAGCCCAUGCUCACUGCUCAUGAGAUCAUGGAGACCCUGCGAGGAAUGUUCAAACAACCAUCCGUUCAACUUAAGCAUGACACUCUUAAAUUCAUCUUCAAUGCCCGUAUGGAAGAAGAGGCAUCUGUUCGAGAACAGAAACUCAACAUUAUGGUCUACUUUAACAUGCCUGAGAUGAAUGAGUCUGUCAUUGAUGAGGCCAGUCAGGGUGACCCUUACCUUAUUGAGAAAUUCCACCAAGUAGAGACAGGGCAAAAUAGUGAGUUGCAACUAACCUUUAAGCAGAAGAUUAGUGAUGCACAACGGAGUGACUUUUACCUUGUUGAGAAAUUACACCAAGAAGAGACAGAGCAGGAUAGUGAGUACUCAUUAUCUCCAAAUAAUGGUCUCUAUUAUCAUGGACGUUUAUGUAUAUUUGCAGAUAGUGAUCUUAAGAAUGAAUUACUAGCUUGA